CUGUUUCGGCCUGUUCCGCGGCCGCUCGGUCAUUUUCGCCUCUUUGUUGUACUGAUAGUGGAUUUAACUCGGAUCCAACCCAAUAUCCAGCGGACCGUGCUGCUCCCAAACAGGCUCCAAUGAGAGGCUCUCCAUGAUGAGGAGCUAACACUGUCGGCCGCACAACCGCAGGAACAGACGUGGCUGCUGCUCCACCCACAGUCCACGCAUGGCGGUAUUAGGGAACCCCGACAUGCUGACGAGGAAGAUAAAGCUGUGUCACAUCAACGCCCACAUCACAUGUCGUCUGUGUGAGGGCUACUUGAUCGACGCCACCACCGUCACCGAGUGCUUACACACAUUCUGUAGAAGCUGUCUAGUGAAGUAUCUGGAGGAAAACAACACGUGCCCCACGUGUAGGAUUGUUAUUCAUCAGAGCCAUCCACUGCAGUACAUCGGCCAUGACAGAACAAUGCAAGACAUUGUCUACAAAUUGGUACCGGGACUACAAGAGGCGGAGAUAAAGAAGCAGAGAGAUUUCUAUCAGAAGUUGGGGAUGGAGGUGCCAGGAGACAUUAAAGGAGAACUUUGCAACAUGAAGACUCAUCUAGAUCAGCGGAAUGGCGAAACAAAAUCAGAGGAAACGGCCAACAAGGAGGCAGGAGAGGAGAAACCUGAAGAGGACAACGACUAUCACCGUAGCGACGAGCAGGUCAGCAUCUGUUUGGAGUGCAACAGCAGCAAGCUCAGAGGUCUGAAGCGGAAGUGGAUCCGCUGUUCAGCACAAGCCACAGUCCUCCACCUGAAGAAGUUCAUCGCCAAAAAGCUUAAUCUGACAUCGUUUAAUGAGCUGGACAUUUUAUGCAACGAGGAAAUCUUGGGAAAGGACCACACUUUGAAAUUUGUUGUUGUGACAAGAUGGAGAUUUAAGAAAUCCCCCCUCCUGCUCCAUUACAGACCCAAGAUGGAUCUGCUGUAGCGAAAACGGACUAAACGGUUGUUGUUGUGUUUCUUUUGGGCCAGGUGGCCGCAGACUGUGCCGAAACCUUUUUUUAUUUAUGCAAAGACGAUCAACCAACCAACACCAAGCAAACUCCCGACGGUAAAAGUCAACACAAGCCAGCAACAUCGGGAUCUGACAGGGAGGGGGGUCGGAUGGGGGGGAUGAAAAACAACACAAACUGGCAACCUCCAGCACAGAAACUGCAACACUGGUUUGUUUUUAAGAACUCAAACAACCUUUUUUUUUUUUU
Molecule: messenger RNA, 1232 nt
Organism: Labrus bergylta (ballan wrasse)
Lineage: Eukaryota; Metazoa; Chordata; Actinopteri; Labriformes; Labridae
Product: polycomb group RING finger protein 3
Biological process (GO): regulation of transcription by RNA polymerase II
Cellular component (GO): PRC1 complex
Source: RefSeq, a predicted model, not a curated record